ACGUAGCAUGGGUAAUAAACCAGAGGAGUCAGAGAGCCGUCGCCAUGCAGAGUGCCAGUGGGCGAUGGAGAGAGCAGCCAUUAUUUGCCGUUGGACGUGGUUGCAGGCUCAAAUCGCUGAUUUGGAAUAUCGGAUAAGACAGCAAACUGAUAUCUACAGGCGACUUCGUGCCGCCAAGGGCCCAGUAGUCCUUGGUGGUGACUGGCAGCCUGGAGACCUAAUGAAGAAGCAGGGCCGGUUGGGUUCUGUGUCACUGGUGACCUCCAAAGAGAAUAAGUGGCUCUCGCCUUCAUCUUCUGCCCCAAGGUGCCCUCUAGGAGAUGCUGUUCCUUCCAGUUUCCCAUACAAUGUGCAGAAGCAG
Molecule: messenger RNA, 361 nt
Organism: Egretta garzetta (little egret)
Lineage: Eukaryota; Metazoa; Chordata; Aves; Pelecaniformes; Ardeidae
Product: KAT8 regulatory NSL complex subunit 1-like protein
Exons: 3
Cellular component (GO): NSL complex
Molecular function (GO): histone acetyltransferase binding
Source: RefSeq, a predicted model, not a curated record